Molecule: messenger RNA, 471 nt
Organism: Frieseomelitta varia
Lineage: Eukaryota; Metazoa; Arthropoda; Insecta; Hymenoptera; Apidae
Exons: 3
Coding region: 1-471 (156 amino acids)
Source: RefSeq, a predicted model, not a curated record
AUGAAUGUUUUAAUGUUACAUGAAUUCAUUAUUUACCAUAUUAAUUUCAUUAAUUUUAGUUAUAAUAUUUUUGAUAUAAUUUUAUCAAAAAUGCAAUAUAACAGCAAAUGUUCAAGAAAUAAUGCUACUGGUAUAGCAGAAACACUUGGAAAUUGGGGCUUUUGUAACAAAAUUUCAAGUUCUGGUCAAGAACUUAAACGUUUAAGAUGUCUCUUUAAUCAGAUGGAUUGUUUGAAAACUAGGAAACCAAUGACGUGUAUAAAAUAUAAUUGUUUAUAUGAUCCAGAGGCGUGGUAUAUAAAACCUAGUCCUGAAGAAAAUAAACCGAUUUGGACUGUAUCUAUGAAGAGGCCCCUUAUCACAUAUACUUCUACUGCUGAUGUAAUAAUGACUGCAAAUUUAAACAAUAUUGGAUCGGAUUUACUUUAUCCUAUUCCAGGGCGAAGUUAUUUAUUACAGGGUGUAUGUUAA